Molecule: messenger RNA, 1371 nt
Organism: Linum trigynum
Lineage: Eukaryota; Viridiplantae; Streptophyta; Magnoliopsida; Malpighiales; Linaceae
Source: the annotation of a GenBank genome assembly
AUGUGGGCAAAGACAGGUGGUAUCAAGGUCGGCGACAUUGGCAACGGAUACUUCCAGGCUAUUUUCGACUCGCAAUUAGAUCACGAUCGUGCUUUAUACGGAGGACCAUGGACAGCGGAUGAUCAUUACAUUGCCGCUGAACCUUGGCGGCUGGACUUCGACCCUGAUUUCGACUCCAUCAACAGAGCUGCUGUUUGGGUAAGACUUCCAAGACUCCCUCUAGCCUACUUUGAUGAAGAGAUUCUCUAUGAUAUUGGUGAUAAAAUUGGGAGAGUCGAAAAGAUAGACUACAACACUGCAAAUGGAUCAAGAGGAAAUUAUGCACGCAUUUGCGUGGAGAUUGAUUUAAGGAAGAGGCUGGUUUCAAAGUAUAGAAUCAAAAGAAGAGUGCGUAGAGUGGAGUACGAAGGACUCCACACUGUUUGCUUUAGGUGUGGAUGCUAUGGGCACCUUGAAGAAGGAUGCACUCUGACUGACCAGAUGAGAAACAGCCCUGGGGAUGAAUCGAGCUCUCAGAGUAAACCACCCCAAAAGCAGGAAAUUCGACCAGAAAUUAUGGAGGACUUUGGGCCGUGGAUGCUUGCAACAAGAACCCGGAGAAAGACUAGACAAAUAGGAAACCAGAGAAAAGCAAAAGAGAAUCCAGUUAAGAAUACCAAGCAAGAGGAGACAGGAGCUGGAUCGAGAUUCAAUGUUCUUGAAAAUGAAGAUGAAGAUGAGGAAGAAGGCGAACAGGAAAUUAAUGAAGAGGAGAAUGAAGCCACCCAGCAAAGCUCCCCAGAGAGUCACAAAGAAGAAACAACAAAGAAGGUAAGCAACAAGGAAAGUAAGGUCAAUGAGAACAAGGGGAAAGAGAAACAAACGGAGCAGAAGGCUAAAGGGCAAGAACAAACUAAGAAUAAUUCUACGAAGAAGGAAAAGAAAGAUACACUCAAAGGGAAGAAACAGGAAGGUGGCCCCAAAAACUCAGAGAAGAAAGAGGAGACCCCUGCCGACCCUGGAGGUAAACUGGGCAUUAAAGGACGAAACAAAGAAGAGCCAAGAUCUGAUCUGCAGCAGAAGCAGCAGACCGCCGAGUCUUCUAUCCCCCAGAACCAGCACAAGAUGGGAAAUGAGAGGGGACAAGCAUCAGGAGCCCGAGCGGGGCAUCAGCCUAAGAUGCUCCAGUCUCCUACAACUAAGGACAGUAAGGAGAAAGCAAAGAAGAAGUCUAUCUCCCCUGAAAAUGGGAAAGGUCAACCGGAAAAAAUCAACUUUGAUUUGAGUUCGGGCAAUGACACUGCUCUGCCAGAAAGUGCAUCUACUCCUGUGAAAUCUGUUGUUGACAGAAACACAAGGAGGGGGGUGGUGGCCAUGGCCAUUGAUAAUUGA